This is a messenger RNA of Beta vulgaris subsp. vulgaris (sugar beet), 1126 nucleotides long. RefSeq lists its product as hypothetical. The transcript has 4 exons. Gene Ontology annotation, molecular function: DNA binding. NCBI's taxonomy places the organism in Eukaryota, Viridiplantae, Streptophyta, Magnoliopsida, Caryophyllales, Amaranthaceae. The coding region runs from base 141 to 758 and encodes 205 amino acids. The record is from RefSeq and is a predicted model, not a curated record. Gene Ontology annotation, biological process: double-strand break repair via homologous recombination.
ACACCUAAACAUGGGUGUAAUGAUAUAAAAUUCCUUAAAAGAAGGGCAAUUUUAGCACUCUGACUCAAUUCAAAUCUUCAAACCCUCUUUCUCCUGGGAAUUCAGAAAGACUCAAAAGGGUUUAACAGUUGCAGAGUGAAAUGACGUCGUCAAUCUUCGAAACCCUAAGAAGAUCAACGGCAAUUAUCGGUUCAUCAUCAUUCCUAAAUCACAUCUCUCCAACUUCAUCAGCACCAUCUCUUCUCAAACCCUGCGCCUGUGCACAGUUGCAGAAAUUAGGCUAUGCAAAUGCAACUACUUAUGAUAAAAAUGAAGAGAGAGAAAGAAGAAAAGGGAGACAAGAAGAAGAAGAUGAUGAGAUACCCACUGAAGGAAUUAGCAAACCCAUGUCUGAAACUCUCAAACAACUUAACAAAAAAGUCCCUGAUUCUCUCAUUAGUGUCCGCUCUGAAGAUGGCUAUUCUAUCAAAUAUAUUCCAUGGCAUAUUGUGAAUCGAAUUAUGAACUUGCAUGCUCCAGAAUGGUCUGGUGAGGUUCGGAAUAUCAUAUACUCAGCUGAUGGUGAAUCUGUAACUGUUGUUUAUCGCGUUACACUUCAUGGAACUGAUGCUGAGAUUUAUAGGGAAUCAACAGGAACUGCUUCACUGAAAGAAAAAGGCUAUGGAGAUGCGGUACAGAAGGCUGAAGCAAUGGCAUUUCGUCGAGCCUGUGCACGUUUGGGACUUGGGCUUCACCUCUACCAUGAAGAUAUGUCAUAGCAUGGUCUCAUUAUGUGUAUCUAGUGGCUGAUCUAUUUUCUUAUGUCUUUUUUCUUUUUCUGGUUGUAAAGGUCGCAUAGCUGUGUAGCCUGUUCUCAUCUUUGUGGGUGGUUUUUCCCCUUUUGUAUAUGGGGCCAGAGGAUAGGCUUAUUUUUGGACCACUAUGCAUCUUGCAAGUAUGUGUACGGAGGAGAUGGUGUUCGAUUUAUGCAAGUACUGAAGAUUGUAGAAGCCUUUGUCAUUGGAUUCAUUGUCAGGUCUAAAUUAGGAUCUGAUGAUGCAUAGUAAGUGUUGUAUUCGUUAACAAACUGAUUCAGACCUUGUAUAUGCUGUUAAUCUAUAUUCGCUAAUUUGCCUCUCUUUGUUAA